Molecule: messenger RNA, 873 nt
Organism: Pistacia vera
Lineage: Eukaryota; Viridiplantae; Streptophyta; Magnoliopsida; Sapindales; Anacardiaceae
Exons: 2
Coding region: 1-873 (290 amino acids)
Source: RefSeq, a predicted model, not a curated record
AUGACCAAAUUUUUAGUGGUAAACUGCCCAACCAUAUACAACGUCAUCCUCGAAAGGCCAAUCUUGGAUGAUUUAAACGCGGUCACAUCAGUGCGCUACCAAACAAUGAUAUUUCUGACUACCGGAGGAGUCGCAAUGAUCAAGAGUUGCACCAAGGAAUCUCAGGAAUGUUACAACCGAGCUAUAAAUGCCACGCAGAACUGGCUGCACACAAGGACAAUGAUCAUCGCAGAAUCUAAGCCGAACCCCAGACCACUCGAGGAUAUCAUAGAUCCUCGCGUCCAUAUAGAAGAGCCCGUAACAAGGCCGAUAGAAGAAUUGCGAGAGAUAAGGGUCAUCGAGGAAGACUCAACUUGUGUACUAAAGGUCGGCAGUGGCUUGAGUGGCAAGGUGGCCGAUAAUAUGGAGAGCUUCCUAAAGAAAAACCUCGACGUGUUCGCGUGGGUGCAUGCGGACAUGGUAGGGAUCAGCCCCGAGUUAAUGUGCCACAGGUUGAACCUCAAUCCUAAAGCUUGGCCAAUAAGGCAGAAAAUAAUAUCUAUGGAUGCAGAGCACUCUAAAGCGCUCAAGGAUGAAGUUGAUAAGCUCCUGAACAUUAACUUCAUCAAGGAAGUCAAAUACCCAGAUUGGCUUGCCAACCCGCUAGUAGAUGCAACAGAUGAGAAUGCACUUCUUAGUUUUAUGGAUGCAUACUCGGGAUACAAUCAAAUCCCAAUGUACCAGCCUGAUGAAGAGCAUACCUCCUUUAUUACUAACCGCAGAAUUUAUUGUUACAGGGUCAUGUCAUUCGGACUCAAGAAUGCUGGGGCGAUUUACCAGCACCUGGUGAACAAGAUGUUUGCCGACCAAAUUGGCAAGAUUAUGGAAGUUUAA